Messenger RNA from Penicillium arizonense, 2712 nucleotides. RefSeq lists its product as uncharacterized. The transcript has a single exon. The record is from RefSeq and is a predicted model, not a curated record. Lineage: Eukaryota; Fungi; Ascomycota; Eurotiomycetes; Eurotiales; Aspergillaceae. The coding region runs from base 1 to 2712 and encodes 903 amino acids.
AUGCUGGGGCUGAGUGCCGUUGUCGCCAUUGCCGCUUCUGGCGCGGCCAUCUUCGUUGUCAUUUCGGUGGUCAGUAUAGUCGUCUGGGUCAGAUAUCGCAAAGAACGUCAUGCAUUGGCACUGCUUAGCUUCAAGCAGGGGCAAUAUACAAAGGGACUGCAGUCGUUCCCAGUGGAUACUUUGACGGAGUUGAGCCAGGCGGAGGGAAGUGCUUUGAGGACGCAUGGUCAGCUUCCAUAUGGCAAGCCAAGUGAAUGGGGGCAAUUGACCUCGCGAGAGAGUUUGCUUCGUCCGAAGAACAGCUCUGAAUCUUCGUUCCCUCUCACGGAGAAAGCUCGUUCCCUCCGCAACUCUCUUUCUCGUUCUCGAUCGAAACGUCUGUCAAAGUCUUCCCACAAACGUAUGAGCUCUUUGGGAACUUUGGGUGAAUCAAUUCAUCUUCCCAGUCCGCCUCGAAAAGCAUCGAUUUCCAGAGAAGACGUUCCUCUUUCGGCUGUUGAAGGGGUUCUUGAGCUUCCAGCAGAGAGAACCCCCCAGCAAACACCAGAUCCCAACGAAGAAGAUACUGGCUUCCAUCUCGGGAUGCGGCCAGUCUCUCCCGGAUGGCCGUUCCCAUGGCCAAAGGAGCGAUCAGGGCUCUUCCCUGUGAUGGAAGAUCAUGAUUCUCAUCACGCCUUCGAUCCUCCAACCAUGAUCUUCGAUGAAUCUCCCCAGCGCCUGCGAGGUGGAAGCAUCACCAGUCAAACCGCGGGUAUGGUGCCACAUCACUCUAUUCCUCCCCCACCACCAACGGCAUAUCCGCCAGACAGGUUCAGUUAUGCUCGCAACGAUUCAGUCUCGCGCAUGUCUUCCAUGAGUUUGGAUACUACAAACAGCUCAAUUUUGGACGACGGCAGAAAUGGACCCAGGUCGGCAGAUACUGAUUUAACUUCACCUAUCUUCUCAUCAGGUGGCACGUUCGUUCCCUUCAGUGCAGCUGAUGUAGGGGUUAAGGAUGGCCGCAGGAGCUUCAUCGCGACAAAUACCUCCAUCCCACCCAUGCAUAACUUCCCUGUGCGUUCUUCUUCAACUACUGAAACUCGUCAUAAGUCUGCGUCCAUGUCACCCCGGCGCAGUAUGACAACCAUUCGGCAUUCAGAUGCUUCUGGUAAUCGGUUCAGUGGAGCUCUCCGUCGAACUGACUCACUCUCGUCGUCCAAUCCUCCGUCGAGGCAUGCAUCUCUACGAUCUGGCACUCCAGUUGGCAACUCAGGUUAUCCCAACUCUGCAAACAGCUGGCGGUUCUCUGGCUCGCAGAUGGCUUUCGUGCCGCACUUCAGCCAGUUCCAGAACAAUCCUGACUACGAACAUGAGCAGAUGGAGAACGACCCCUUCUAUGUUGGCUCCCCAGGUGGCGGAACUCUGUUCCACCCUGUUGGCUCACCAAGCAACGCAUCUAAUAACCACAUGCCACCAAGCCCAAUGCAACGUUCAAGUCUCUCCCUCAAGGCCCCUCUACCAUCGGCACUGAAGGGAGGGAACUCACAACGCAAGGGUCACCGUCGUCAAAACUGUGUUCGAAUUUCUAUUCACCCGCCCAUGACAUUUGGGUCAUCGACAUUCUCUGAGACCGUGGAAGAAGAGCCCGAGGACUUCGACAAGAUGGAGGAGCUGGAUCUCCGAGAAAGUACAAUUAAUAGCCCGGCGAAGCCCUUGCCCUCAUUGCCGCCAUCUUCAAUGUCGUCUCCUGGUGGUUCACGACGCAGCAAGUACGGCAGCAGACGAGGCAAGCCAGCACUUGGCUCCCUUGGACCCCUGGCUGAGGAGCCGCAGCUUACAGGUAUCAAGACCAAUGCCGACAACAGUCCUCAUAACAAGAGAAGACAUGACCCACCCUUGUCCACUGGAAACAAGCACCUGGGUCAGCACGACCGCUCUCUUCCCGACAUAUUCACCUCCAUCUCCCCUUCUGACGGCGUUUGCCUAUCCCACACCCCCUCUCCUGAACGAGUACCACCGAUUUGGGAAGUUCCCGAAGUUCCUUCGCCGUCAUACGAGAACUCCUCCCCAGGCACCGGAAGCCCUCGACGCUCCGCGGUCAAGGGACCACGGCACCAACCUCAGUCUCGCAUCACAGCAGCCCGUAGUCAAUCUACACGUGUAUCAUCAAGGUCUUCUGAUCACAUGGCACCAAGUCCUCUCGAAUCACCCAGCCGUCUACCUCUUGUCAUGAGUAUCACCGGUACAGAGGGCAGCGACUGGCGCCGAUCCACAGAGUCCCUGCAGCGAACACGAACCGACGCAACGGACCGUACAUACCGCCGAAAUCGUGAUUCAACGGACAGCAUGGAGUCUGGACUAGGGCCAAUUGGUGGUUCCUCGCCAUUGUAUGGUACACGCCGGCAAUCCAUAGUCCAGGACCGUGUUCAUAUCUUCGAGGACGCCAACCGCACCGAGUCGCCGUACAAAUCACCGUUCAAAUCGUCUGAUGUCCAGCCCAUUGGGACUCUCACCACCCCGGAAUCCUCUCCGACCCGGGACAAGAACAGCAUUCCCCGUUCUAUGCCCAGUAAUCUACCUUACCCGUCUGGAGUAUCUGGUCAACGCGUACCACCUACCCCUACUUCUGCUCGUCGGGGUAUGACUACCCCGACGGGCAAGGGUCUUGGUCUUGGUUUUGGAACUGCUACUCCAGCCAGUCUGUAUGAUGGUGACGGGUUCUUGCGUGAAUAA